Messenger RNA from Racocetra persica, 323 nucleotides. Lineage: Eukaryota; Fungi; Glomeromycota; Glomeromycetes; Diversisporales; Gigasporaceae. The record is from the annotation of a GenBank genome assembly.
AUGGAUAGAGAUAUGCAAGAUGCUAUUAGUCAAACUAUUUAUGGUUUAAUUGAAAAGGUUAAAUACCCAAGUGAUAAACAUUUAAUGCAAGUGUGUUACGAUGCAUUGUUAGACAUGAAAGGGGAGGGAUUUACAAACAAAAUUAAACAUGGCGGUUGGAAACGUUUUUUCAAUAAGCAUGUUCGUACUCCGGCUCAAAAAUUCUGUCGCCAGGGAAGAAGUAAUAUUGUCCAGCGUAUUAAAGAUUCAAUUCAUGCCGAAUUUGAGGGACUCAUAAAGCUGAAAAGGGAAAACCGUCAAGUAACCCGCGAUGAAGAACAGAG